AUGCCGUUCGCUUCAGAUUCACCGGCUGUCCCACCAUCAGCCACAGCACAUGAGUUGUUUCGUGGAUUUUCGUUCGUGUCACCAUCGGUGGUGGAUGAUAAGAAGGAUGAGAAGAAGAUGCGAACGAUUCCAACCGCUAAAACACAUCCAAUCACGGAUGAUUAUAUACUGGAAGAGGUAAUAGUUAUUUUUAUCGAAAUCGGUACCGGCACCUUUUCAGUCGUAAGGCGAUGCAUCAUGAGAACGACAAAGCGCGAGUUUGCAGUGAAAAUCAUCAAAAAAUCGGCAUGCGAUCCAUCUGAAGAGGUGGAUAUCCUGCUGAGACACGGGCAUCAUCCACACAUUGUAAAGUUGUUCGAUGUGUAUGAGGAUGAAGCACACGUAAAUCUGUUGCUGGAGUACUGUCGUGGUGGCGAAAUGUUGGACAGGAUUUUAUCGAAGAGAACAUUUACCGAACGUGAAGCGGCUGCAUCGAUGGUGAAUCUUGCAAACGCUAUCUGUUAUCUUCAUACGAAUCAGGUAGCGCAUCGUGAUCUGAAACCGUCGAACAUUAUGUACGCAUCUAGCAACGGGGAAUCGGACUCGCUUCGGAUAAUCGACUUCGGCUUUGCCAAGCAGUCUCGAGCAGAGAACGGCAUGCUAAUGACACCGUGCUAUACAGCGCAGUUUGUGGCUCCAGAGGUGCUGAAACGUCAAGGAUAUGACCGAUCGUGUGACGUAUGGUCAUUAGGUGUGUUACUCUAUGCGAUGCUAUCCGGUCAGACUCCGUUUGCCAUGGGACCCGACGACCCUGCAGAAGAGAUUCUAAAGCGCGAUCUCGUUCGCAAAUUGUUGGAUGUAGACGCUUCACGACGUCCAACGGCAAAACAAAUCCUUCAACAUCCAUGGAUCACACAUAGGAACAGUCUGCCGGCCACCAUCAUAGUAAACAAUGUCUAUAACGUGGAAAUUUACUGUUUUCAGGGAGCACUUGAGCAAACGUACCGUGCUCUGACCACGACCAGUGCAGUGAACUUGCGUCCAGUGAACGCGUCGGCACUGGCGAAGCGACGAUUGACUCAGUUACCAAAAUUGGGAAUCUGCUCGUCGUAA
This is a messenger RNA of Angiostrongylus costaricensis, 1092 nucleotides long. NCBI's taxonomy places the organism in Eukaryota, Metazoa, Nematoda, Chromadorea, Rhabditida, Metastrongylidae. The record is from the annotation of a GenBank genome assembly.